AGCAUCGACUCAUCUGCCUCCAGGCCAGCUGAAAACAGAGAUUAUCGGAUAAGGAGUAAGGAACAGAGGGAACGGGGGAACGAAUAAAAAAAAAAUCAGAAAUCAGAAACCAGAAAGAUAUAUGGUUACGUGAACAGGGGUAACUUUCAGAUUCUCAGACACCAUGAUUGAUAAACAAUUAAACAUCCUCAGCGCCAAUGAGAUCCUUGAACAUUUUUUUUUUUAAUUUUUAUUUUAUUAUUAUUUUUUUUUCUAAAAUUUCCAUGAACCGGUGAACUACUCGUGCUCUUGUGUUGUUUAUUUUAUCUGCUGGAAGACUGCAUGAGUUGGGGAGAACAGAAGCGGUCCUUCAAGACGAGCUACUUGAAGCAGCAAUGGGGUUGGUUAUCCUUUCUCAAUCACCGUCUUCGUCUCUCGUCACUGUUUCUCUUCGUCGAGUUUCUUAUGUGAGGAAACCUUCUCGGAUUCGCCGUCGCAUCGCUUCUCGCCAAUGGCUGAAUAGCUCUUCCGCUUCUUGCAAGCUAGCCAGUUUCACUUCAAGGUGUUCCAUCACAAAUACUGACGUGCAUUUCAAUCACGUUGCUACAGAGGAAGAUAUCCCAGAUGACUUGUCAUCUAUUCCAUCUGGUUGCUCAUUUCCACUUGUUCAUGUCCAAUCGGAGAUUCUUGGGACUGAAUCUUUGAGUUCACUGGCUGAAGAUACCUACAUAGAUAACCUCUUGACAACAUUGCCAGUUCUGAGUGAGGAGGAGCAGAAUGCUCUAGCAGCUACCCCAGCUCAUCCAGCAGGAUUAUUUGCUAUGUAUGCUAGUUGGUUAGCUAGGAGUUUGAUUGAGCAGCUGUGGAAUUUUGCUUGUCCUGCUGCCAUUGCAUUGAUACAUCCAAGCCUUUUACCUGUGGCUGUUGUGGGUUUUUUCACCAAGUCCACAGUAUUUGUUGGAGGACCUUUGGUUGGUAAUCUUCUGGAUCAUUUUCCCAGAGUACCGGCAUUUAUCUUUUUGAGUUUCAUCCAGGCAGCUGCUCAGUUGUUAUCUGUUGUAAUGGUAAUUCAUGCUCACACUAUUCAUGCUACCUCUGCAUCAUCCGUGCUUAUCCAACCUUGGUUCACAAUACUAGUAUUAGCUGGAGCUGUUGAGAGGCUUUCUGGCUUGGCCUUGGGGGUCACCAUGGAGCGGGAUUGGGUUGUUUUGUUAGCAGGUACCAAUAGGCCAAUUGCACUUGCACAAGCAAAUGCUAUUCUCAGUCGCAUUGAUCUCCUGUGUGAGAUAGCUGGGGCAUCAUUGUUUGGUGUUCUUCUUUCCAAGUAUGACCCUGUUACCUGCUUGAGGCUAGCUGCUGGCCUAGUUAUAUGUGCUUUGCCUGUUCAGGUUCUUCUUACAUGGCUAACCAACAAGCUAUCUACUGGUGUUCUUGAUCGCUGUAAAUGUCAACAAGCUUGUUGGAAAUCUUUCAGUGGAGGAGCUUGGCCAGAUUCAGGAAAUUUAGUGGAAAUAAUUGUGAUUGCCAUCAAGCGUGGGUGGACAGAAUACAAGCAGCAACCUGUUCUUCCUGUGAGCCUAGCUUCUGUGCUUCUCUACUUAAAUAUUGUUCUUACACCAGGUGGCUUAAUGACAGCAUUCUUAACACAGUGUGGUUUAAACCCAUCUGUUAUUGGGGGGUUCAGUGGCUUAUGUGCUUUCAUGGGCGUUGUUGCAACCUUCAUAUCUGCACACCUUGUCAGAUGGAUGGGCAUUCUAAAGGCUGGAGCAGCUGGGUUGAUAUUCCAGGCUUCACUUCUUACUCUAGCUGUUGCAGUGUAUUGGAGUGGUUCUCUUUCUCAGCAGACAACCCUCCUUUUCUUCCUUAGUUUGAUUGUGAGCCACAGGCUGAUAUUGAUUAUUGACUGGAAGAUUUCACCUGUGCCCACCAGUGGUUCCCCUACUUGGUGGAUGGAUAUGGCAAAAAUACGACAGGUGCUAUCAAGGUUGGGCCACAUGUCAUAUGAAGUUAUAGGAGCCCAAAUUCUUCAGACUGGGAUCCCAGCUUCAAAGGCAAAUUUGAUUGGGGUAACAGAGGUUUCAGUGGCAAGUCUUGCAGAGUUUGUAAUGCUAGGAGUUGCAAUAAUUGCAAAUGAUGUUUCACAUUUUGGUUUUCUAGCUCUCCUCUCCCUCUUUUCAGUGGUUGGUGCAGCUUGGAUGCUCUGCCGAUGGUUGGUAAAUCCAACAGAUGAACAAAGAAGGCUUUUCUCCUUUGACCCUCAAUUUUGAUGAUGAAUCAGCUGUUCAGCUUGUUGUACAUAAUGCCCUUGCCACCUGCAAGCUGCCUGGCAACACCAAAGCCAAAUAUUUAUACUUGACACUUACACUGUUUCUGGCAACUUCCGUGUACAUGUUCAUACAUAUUGAAUCACAGGGGGUGACACAUUGGCAGUGGAGGUGUUCUUUGCUGGAGGUUUUGUAAAAUUUCAGAUGGGAAAGCUAGUUUGAACCUGCACAUGGAUCCCUCAACUUUUGUAUAUAUCAUCUUGUCGAUGGGAUUUUUGUUCCAUCUCCAUGAUAUGGGAGCCAGACCAUUUAUUCGCAUUGUAAUUGAAUUGAUUCAUUCAUCAAACCGUGUGAUUCUACCAUUGUCUGCCAAUGACAGCGUUCCUUGGAUGAUUGGGAAAACUUGGGACCCUGGGGCCUGGUUGCUUCAGCAUGAAUUUUGAAAUGGAAGAAACAAAGGCAACAUUAUUGGUCAGGUGUCAGGACCCAACAUGCUCCAUGUCCUGUUAGAUGGCAGCUUUCUUUGCAUUCUUUUGGAUUGGUGGCUGACGCUAUGGGUUAACAAGCCUAGCCCAGCCUAUCCCAAAAUUUUUCCCCUUAAAUUCUUCCAUAAAGUUGUAACAUAAUAGAGUCUUUGAUUGGUGAAGAGUUUUUUGCUGAAUAAAAAGUUGUUGUUAAUUCAAAUCUCAGCAAUUUCUCUUUAUGUUCUAUAAUCUUUUCAGCAUGAAACCAUUGUAAGAUGAUCAAAACGCAUAAGGUUGGGAUUAGAACUGUUGGCUGGCCCUGCAAUUAGCC
Nelumbo nucifera (sacred lotus) is the source of this 3038-nucleotide messenger RNA. RefSeq names its product solute carrier family 40 member 3, chloroplastic-like. Lineage: Eukaryota; Viridiplantae; Streptophyta; Magnoliopsida; Proteales; Nelumbonaceae. Gene Ontology annotation, cellular component: membrane. Gene Ontology annotation, biological process: iron ion transmembrane transport. The record is from RefSeq and is a predicted model, not a curated record. Gene Ontology annotation, molecular function: iron ion transmembrane transporter activity.